ACACUUGUUCAACCUAAAACGUAGUAUUUGAAUUAAUUCUGCAGCUUCAAAGCUGUCUCUUGAAUAUGUGUUUCUUUGAGAUUCGGUGCGAUCAAAAUUUGACGGUGGUGAAGAUGGAUGUAGCAUGGUGGAUGGAAGCAGCUCCUCCGCAGAUGAUUUUUCCUGAGAAGCCAUCAACUUGUCCGGUUCUUGAGACCAUUUUAGAAGAACGAGAGACCGAAGAAGACGACCAUACAUGAUAAGGAAGACGUUUAAGUGACCAUUUGAUCGACCUUUCAUCGUGAUUAUAGAUAAAAACUUUUGUUGCAAUUUUCUAUGAAUGUAUAAGACGGAUAUUUUGUAUAUUUAUAAAUGUCAUGAUAAUUAAUA
Raphanus sativus (radish) is the source of this 369-nucleotide messenger RNA. RefSeq lists its product as uncharacterized. The transcript has a single exon. Lineage: Eukaryota; Viridiplantae; Streptophyta; Magnoliopsida; Brassicales; Brassicaceae. Bases 66 to 239 code for a protein of 57 amino acids. The record is from RefSeq and is a predicted model, not a curated record.